Molecule: messenger RNA, 2000 nt
Organism: Leucoraja erinaceus (little skate)
Lineage: Eukaryota; Metazoa; Chordata; Chondrichthyes; Rajiformes; Rajidae
Gene: ttc23
Product: tetratricopeptide repeat domain 23
Exons: 11
Coding region: 1-1407 (468 amino acids)
Molecular function (GO): protein binding
Source: RefSeq, a predicted model, not a curated record
AUGAAGACCCCACACAUCUCCAUCAUGGACUGUUCAUUCUUCUGCCCUCGAGCAAAAGUUCCGCCCAUAUUUUACCCUCGGGCUGGGCCGCCCCCGACGGUGACAGCCCCUCACGGGAUGCAACCCCGCGCCAACGGGGGCAUGCCCCUCACAGGAGCGCUGUUCCAGCCCCGAGCCGGACCGCCCUCACGGGAGCGAGCCUGCGCUUGCAGUCUUUUCUUUCUCCAGGAGGUGCCUGCUGUACAAGAACUGGUGCGUUGUGUGGCUUUGGCAAGGAUCAGUUUUGGUGACUUCCACUGGCGGAUGGCCCAUGCCCACAUCAACCUAGCAAAAGGCUAUCUACACCUCAAAGGGCAGGCCCUGCAAGCAAAGCAGCACUGUGAGAAGGCCAAGGACAUCAUGUACGCCAACACUCAGCUCCCAGCAUCAGAGGAGGAGCGGGGGGAGAUUCUACGAUGUCUGAUCACCAUGUUCCUCACGCUGGGCCAAGCUCUGACGGGACUUGAGAAUUUGAAGGAGGCCGAGCAGAGUUUGCUGAAGUCGGAGAAGGUUGCGGAUGAGCUCCGCCGAGCAGAGGAGGUGACACAAGAAGAGAUGAGACAAGUGGACACCAAAAUUAACUUGGCCUUGGGAAGGCUCCAUGUGAAGGAGGGCAGGUGGGGCGAGGCUGUGGCAUCUUACCAGAGAGCUCUGCAGUUGGUGCAACUCGGCAAGGGAGAAAAGAGUAUGGAGUGCGUGUCCAUCUAUCAGGAGCUGGCAGCAGCAGAGCUGGCCAGGGGUGGCCACGACAACCAUGUGCAGUACCUCCUGCAGGCUCAUUCCAUCGUGCUGACUCAUGCUCCUUCUGGAGAGGAGGAGGGGAAAAUAUCACUUGCUCUGGCCGAGGCCCACACUUCAUCUGGCAGAGCUGAGGAUCACGAUAUGGCCGAGCAUUACUAUCAACAGAGCCUGCAGUGCUACCAGGCAGCGGUGGGGCCAGAACACCCUUUGUCACUCUCCGUACUGGACAGCUACAGUCGGUUUCUGAUACUGGCCAAAAACUAUCAGGCUGCUUCGAAGUUGCUUCAGGAAUCGCUCCCGGCCAAGCUUUCUACUUUUGGAGACUUCAGCGCCGAGGUGGAUGAGACGUAUCGACUCCUCGGGGGAAUCGAGUUAGCGCAGGGACGCCAGAGAUCAGCCUUCAAAAAAUUCAAAAAAUGUCUGGAAAUUCAGACCUUACUGUACGGUUCACAGCACAAAAAGACCAGAGCCACUCAACAAACAGUCCAGCUCUUGUCCAAGUCCCCUGAACUGGCGCUGGCAGAAGGCCGAACUGCAGCAGACCAUUUGAAGCAGAGACCUCUAUUCUGUGCUGUGAUACCAAAGCAUAGUAUAUCGGGUGGUACCAAAGGAAACGUCUAUGACUGACUGAUGUACUGACUGACGAUGGGCACUGCCCAGCUCUGGGAAUCUCCAUCUCAAUAUCACAAUGAAAAUACAGAACCAUCACAGUGCAUUGAACAGGUUGUGAUUUUUUUCCUCACAUCCUCCUGUGUCUUUUGUCCACCUCUUUGACUCUGUGUCCAGUGGCCUUCAACCUAUCUGAUAAAUGGAAGGUCUGAAAUUGGAACAGCUUCAUUCUACAAACUCCGCAACUGGCCCGCCCGCUGGGCUUUAGAGCACCUGUUACCAUCUUGUGCAUGUUCUUAAUUCAUUCAAACUAUUUUUAUUAUCUUGAACUUAUAUUUUUAAGGCCUUUGAAUUGUUUUUUUUUAUUACACCAGUGAGCUUAAUGUACAGCCUAAAGGUUUACAGUGAAAGAACUAUAAACUGUAGUUAGGUUAAAGUUUUCAUAUCCUGUGGAGCCAUGUCUUGCAGUCCCUUGCUGAGCUGUUGUCCUGGCUAUAGUUUGCUGGGAAUGUUUGGAAUUCUGAAUCUCCAUCAAUGUUAAUGCUUUUAAUGUUAGUUUGGGUCUAUUAUUUUGCAUUCUAAUUUUUAAUAAAAUAUAAUUUAUGAAUGAU